AUGAGCGAGGAUGUAGAGCAACGCCCAGCAAAGAGGCAGCGUUUCUUCACUGAUACUCCAUCGUCACCUUUACCCACCGAACCCCGAGAUGCAGACGCGUCCGUGCCUUAUUGCCCGGAAUACGAAGAGAAUCGGACAGACCGUGGCACCGCACUCGAGAUUCCGCCACCUGAACGCACCCUAAAAAGCUCAACUGACUUGAAAAAUGAAAGGGAUCCGCCGCAUAGACGAAUUCGAACGACAGAAAGCCUAGGGUUGCCCAUUGCAGACGCUACCCAUGCUUCCUCUUUGCACCAGAAUGGAGACCUACAAAUCGACGAGGAAGGGACUAAUGAUGCCACAAUAAGCGCACUUGCAAAUGGCUUCGAUGUCGACCUUUUCACCAGUAUCGUGGGAGAGCAACUACCUGCCGAUGCAAUCAAAACCAUUCAAUCAGCUGCUUCCAAUAAUCUUGAGCGAGCUGUUAACAUAUACUUUGAUGGAUCAUGGAAGAAGCCGGUCCGGAUAAAUGGCAGCGCUCCGGCCAGAAGCCGGAAACUCGCUCUUCGAGAACAACCUAGCCCUGAAACGACAGUUGAAAACGAAUCGGUGUUGCGGAAUCAGCCACCAGCAAGAUAUGUUGGCGCAUUUGGUGUGGGAGGAUGGGCAACGAGAAGUGGCUUGGGAUUUCUCAAGCAUGGAGACCCCGUCAACAUCGAGCGUGAACGAUCACAGCCAACCAUGAAACGUGGCCGAGGAGGCAAAGCAUUUGCCAACAACAAAAGUGAUGUCUUGACUAGGUUCACGAAUACCUCGGGGCAAGAAAUCGGAAGGCUGCCACAUGAGACCGCUGAAUGGGUAUCUACGCUGAUUGAUCAGAAGAUCUGUCGGUUUGAAGGAGUCUGUGUAUUUGUACCUGACAGGGUGCGAGUUAACGAUACCAUAUACUUACAACUCCGAGUUUACUUGCGAAAGGAAGCCUUCCAAAGCGGUGCACUCGCUGCUCUGAACAAAAAUGAUAACAGGUCCACUGGACUGUUUGAAGAGAAGGAGAGCACCGAAGAGAAGAAUCUGCGACUACGCCAAGUCGGUCUAGUGAAACUGUUUCACGAAAUCAGUCUUCAUCCUACCUCGACUAACCCAACUACUGAAAAGCACAAAAGAGAUGGCAUUCUUCGUGCCGCUGAAAUCGCAGAGCAAUAUGACAGCACGAAGAAGGAAAAUAGACCCAAGUCAAACAAGGACUCCAACGAUUCCUCAGGCGAAGAUGAUGGCGAAGAACUAGAAGAAGAUCAACUCGACACGCUGUAUCAAAAAGCCCAAUCAUUUGAUUUCAAUAUGCCAGCGGCAGAUCCAGCACCUAGCUUCAUCCUUGAUCUGCGCAAGUACCAACAACAAGCCCUUCAUUGGAUGCUGUCAAAAGAGAAAGACUCGAAGCAAACUCGAGAAAAGUCAAUGCAUCCACUGUGGGAGGAAUAUACUUGGCCUAUAAAGGACGUUGACGACAAAGAUUUGCCAAAAGUCAAAAACAUUGACCGUUUUUAUGUCAACCCGUAUUCAGGGGACCUCAGUGUGGACUUCCCUGCUCAAGAGCAACACUGCCGGGGCGGAAUCCUUGCCGAUGAAAUGGGCCUGGGGAAAACCAUUGAGAUGCUCAGUCUGGUUCAUUCGCACAGAUUUGAGCCUGAUCCACGGGUUUCGAAUGGUCUCAACUCGGUGAAUGACCUCGCUAGAAUGCCGAACUCUUCUGGGGUGGUGCCUGCGCCGUAUACCACUCUGGUUGUUGCACCGACAUCUUUAAUCUCUCAAUGGGAAAGUGAGGCACUCAAAGCUGGGACGUUGAGAGUUCUUGUUUAUUACGGGUCGGACAAGGCUGUCAACUUGAGAGAAUUAUGCUGCGAAUCCAAGUAUGCGACAGCUCCACAGGUAAUUGUGACCAGUUAUGGCGUGGUAUUGUCGGAAUUCCGUCAGCUCGCUCUCCAGUCUGCACUAGGACCCAGUACCAAUGAUGGUCUAUUCUCUGUGGAAUUCUUCCGAAUAAUUCUUGAUGAAGCCCAUGUGAUCAAAAACCGCCGUUCUAAGUCUGCUAGAUCAUGCUAUGAGCUGAAGGCAGCCCAUCGGUGGGCACUGACUGGCACGCCCAUUGUCAAUCGCCUUGAGGACCUCUUCAGUCUGGUGCGUUUCCUAAAAGUCGAGCCAUGGAGCAAUUUCUCCUUCUGGAAGACGUUCAUCACUGUGCCCUUUGAAUCCAAAGAAUACGUCCGCGCCCUGAACGUCGUGCAAAGUGUACUUGAACCACUUGUUCUUCGACGGACCAAAUCGAUGAAAACCCCGGAGGGCGAGCCAUUGGUCCCCUUGCCCAAAAAGACAGUCACUAUUGAGGAAGUGGAGUUACCAAAGCAAGAACGAGAAAUUUACGACUACAUCUUUACCCGAGCGAAACGAACUUACAACGACAAUGUCGUGGCCGGCACACUGUUGCAGUCUUACAGCACCAUCUUUGCUCAAAUCCUCCGUCUUCGUCAGACCUGCUGUCACCCUAUAAUGACACGCAACAAAGCAAUCGUUGCGGAAGAAGAGAGUGCAGCGGUAGCGGCUGAUGCAGCCAAUGAGUUCAAAGACGAUAUGGAUCUUCAAGAAUUGAUCAACCAAUUCACGGCAGAAAACGCCAACGCCAACGCCAACUCUCAAGAUACGUCCGGGACAAUGAUUAAGUUCACCACCCAUGCUCUUCGGCAGAUCCAAACCGAGUCCAGCGGCGAGUGUCCUAUCUGUUGUGAAGAGCCCAUGAUCGAUCCUGCAGUAACAGCUUGCUGGCAUAGUGCAUGUAAGAAAUGCCUAGAAGACUUCCUGCAACACCAAAUGAACAAAGGCGUCGAGGCACGAUGCUUCAACUGUCGUGCUCCAGUGGAUGCAAAGAAUACCUUUGAAGUAGUACGACAUCCGUCCGCAACUUCAAUUUCCUUUGCAGACGACACGAUGAGCGGCCCACCACCAACCAGCUCCCAACCUGCCCCACGUAUCUCCCUCCGUCGCAUAUACCCCCUCUCUCCUUCCGCCCACACUUCAGCCAAGAUUCACGCCCUUAUCAAUCACCUCGGACGCAUCCCUCCAAAUACAAAAUCCGUUGUCUUCUCGCAAUUUACCUCCUUCCUGGACUUGAUUGGCCCACAACUUUCCCGAGUUGGAAUCUCGCAUCUCCGCCUGGAUGGCUCAAUGCCCCAGAAGGCCCGUGCCGCUGUUUUAGCCGAAUUCACAAAAGCAGACAGCUUUACCGACGAUGAAAUUGUCGACCUGAAAGAUGAUACCCCAGGGACCAGUGGUCCAGCGAAGACUACCGCUCCCUCGCCCUCGAAAUCAGCCCCUACAGUCUUACUCAUCUCCCUACGUGCCGGUGGCGUAGGUCUCAAUCUCACAACCGCCAGCAAUGUCUUCUUGAUGGAUCCAUGGUGGAGUUUCGCAAUUGAAGCACAAGCCAUCGACCGCGUUCAUCGAAUGGGCCAGAUACGCGAUGUCCAUGUGACGCGAUUUGUGGUCAAGGAUUCCAUCGAAGGCCGCAUGCUACGCGUGCAAGAGCGUAAAAUGAAUAUUGCUGGUUCACUUGGUUUGAAGAUUGGCGGCGAUGAUGGUGAAGCUGACAAGGGGAAGAACAGGCUUGAAGAGUUGAAAAUGUUGUUCGAGUAA
Molecule: messenger RNA, 3663 nt
Organism: Penicillium digitatum Pd1
Lineage: Eukaryota; Fungi; Ascomycota; Eurotiomycetes; Eurotiales; Aspergillaceae
Product: DNA repair protein rad5
Biological process (GO): DNA repair
Cellular component (GO): nucleus
Molecular function (GO): hydrolase activity, acting on acid anhydrides, in phosphorus-containing anhydrides; ATP binding; nucleic acid binding
Source: RefSeq, a predicted model, not a curated record